AUGAAAUCAAUCCGACGAAGGAGUAAGUUAGAAUCAUUGGACUUUCAAAUUUAUCCUGACUCAGCAUCAGUGCCGCUGUUCAGUGGAAGACAAGAGUCUUUUCCUAUUAUCUAUCUAUCUAUUCCUAUUAUCUAUCUAUCUCAGUCUGUUCAUAUCUAUCUAUCUCAGUCUGUUCAUAUCUAUCUAUCUAUCUCUGUCUGUUCAUAUCUAUCUAUCUAUCUAUCUAUCUGUUCAUAUUCAUAUCUAUCUAUCUAUCUAUCUAUCUAUCUCUGUCUGUUCAUAUCUAUCUAUCUAUCUAUCUAUCUAUCUAUCUCUGUCUGUUCAUAUCUAUCUAUCUAUCUAUCUAUCUAUCUCUGUCUGUUCAUAUCUAUCUAUCUAUCUCUGUCUGUUCAUAUCUAUCUAUCUAUCUAUCUGUUCAUAUGUCUGUUCAUAUCUAUCUAUCUAUCUCUGUCUGUUCAUAUCUAUCUAUCUAUCUAUCUAUCUAUCUAUCUGUUAUCUCUGUCUGUCUAUAUCUAUCUGUUCUAUCUAUCUAUCUAUCUAUGUUCUAUCUAUCUAUCUAUCUAUCUAUCUAUCUAUUUUGUUCCUUAG
Molecule: messenger RNA, 588 nt
Organism: Acanthosepion pharaonis
Lineage: Eukaryota; Metazoa; Mollusca; Cephalopoda; Sepiida; Sepiidae
Source: the annotation of a GenBank genome assembly